GCCUGUGCCUUUAUCAUGCUGCAAGUCAGGGAGGGGUCCUCCAGCACCGGAAAGAAUUGCAAUGCUAGCACAAGUUCAAAGACUGGAAACUUACACAGCAGUAAAUCUGGGAGAUAAAGCCUGGCUUUUCAGCAGUUCCAUGCUGAGCGCAGUUCCUGUGAGCAAACCCACGUUCCAGGAUCAAGGUUGUUUGAUUUUGCUAAUAAGGAAGGGGAGCUUUGCCUAGUGAUGGCUGAUGGCGAGGAGGACCCUGCUGUGUUCACCUCUACUUGUUUGCCCUCCGACCCACGGCUCCUUGCUACAGUGACCAAUGCUUACCUGGGCACACGUGUCUAUCGCAACAUCCUUCAUGUCAAUGGUGUGUACAAUGGGGCGGUGGGGAACACACAUCGUGCUGACAUCCCCAGCCCAGUCAAUGUGAAGAUGACAGCACCUGAUGGGGAUGUACCUGUUGAGACCUUCACCUUGAACACACGGACAGGAACCUUCAGCCAUAAGCUUCAGUCACCCAAUUAUACAGCCACACACAGGAUCUAUGCUCACCAUUCCCUCGUCCACCUAAUGGCCUUCAGCAUCACCAUCCGGCGAUCAGCUGGCAUCAGCCAGCCCAUCACUGUGCAGCUCCAGACUCCUUUUGUGCCAAAAAGCCAGGACUUGGACCUGCAGGAAGGACCAGACUUCCAAGGAGCAUAUGCUUUGCUCUCCCUUUCCCCAUUCCUCACCAUCUCCUGCAGCUACGUCUAUGGGCAGACACUGGUUCCUGAGGUGGAGGGGGGACCCCAGCCCACUGUGCAUAUGCUCUGGACUCCUGUGCCGCGAGCUGUCACCUUGCAUGAGGAGGAGCAGGAGCGAAGCUGGGAGUUCCUGACGGCUGUGGCUGAGAGUGAGGAGGAGGCCAAGAAGAGCUACAGCGAAGGGCUGGCACACGUGGCAGCUGGCUCCCUGCACUCCUCCCAUACCCAUGCCUGGGCUGCUCUGUGGAGAGGGUGCUGCGUGGACCUGGAAGGCCCACUGCCUUUGAGACAGGCCCUCUAUGGGUGUCUCUAUUACCUGCUGAGUGCCAUCCCUCCCCAAGAUACACCGGGAUUCCUCUUCCAUGGCAUCAGCCCUGGUGGCUUGUCCAAUGGCACACGGGGCGAGGACUACUGGGGGCACAUCUUCUGGGAUCAGGACACCUGGAUGUUCCCGAACAUCCUGCUGUUUUAUCCCAAAGCUGCCCGAGCCAUCUUGGAGUACCGGAUUCGCACACUGGAAGGAGCUCUACUCAAUGCACAGGAACAAGGCUAUGAGGGUGCCAAGUUCCCAUGGGAGAGCGCAGCUACUGGUCAGGAGGUCUGUCCUGAGGACAUUUAUGGAGCCCAAGAAAUUCACAUAACCGGGGAUGUUCUGAUGGCCUUUGAGCAGUAUUACUAUACCACACAGGACCAGAAGCUGUUCAGGACUGAUGGAGGCUGGGCGCUGGUGAAAGCCGUGGCUCAAUACUGGUGCAGCAGGAUGGUGUGGAGUGAGGAGGAGCAAUGCUACCACAUCCGAGGUGUCAUGCCCCCAGACGAGUAUCACCACCAGGUUGAUAACUCUGCUUACACCAAUGCUGUGGCACAGAGGAGCUUAAAUUUUGCAGCCAGCAUUGCUCAGGACUUCUUGAUCCCUGUGCCAGAGGAGUGGGUGGAAUGUGCAAAGAAAGUCAAAGUGCCCUUUGAUGCAGUGCGGAAAUAUCACCCUGAGUAUGACGGUUACAGUCCAGGUGAGCCUGUGAAACAAGCUGAUGUUAUCCUGCUGGGCUUCCCUCUGAUGCACCCGAUGCACCCUGAAGUGAGGAGGAAUGACCUGGUGAUGUAUGAGCCCGUCACCACGCUGAGCGGGCCAGCCAUGACCUGGAGCAUGUUUGCAGUGGGCUGGCUGGAGCUGAAGGAAACGCAUAGAGCACAGUGCCAACUGAACAAGUGUUUCAGCAACAUCACUGAGCCCUUCAAGAUCUGGGUGGAGAACUCGGAUGGGUCAGGAGCUGUGAACUUCUUGACAGGGAUGGGUGGAUUCUUACAGGCUGUCCUCUUUGGUUACACAGGGUUCAGGAUCACAAAGACCAACCUUCGCUUUGACCCUGCAUUUCCCAAUGAUGUCAACAAGUUGGAAGUCACUGGUGUCUCCUACUUGGGCAGCAAGCUGAAGUUCACCAUCACCAAGGAGGAGAUGAGGAUUGCAGCAACCAAGUGUCCCCUUUACCCUCCCCUGGAGGCGGUGCUGGAGGAGUCUGGGCAGUGCUUUCCUCUGCAUGAAGGGCAGAGCAUCUCCUUCCCCACAGCUGCUGGAUGCAUCCGGAGAGCGCCCAGCAAAGGACUUUGAACCUCAUGGGUCCGGGCUUUACAUGAUGGGCAUCAGACCCACCCGUACUGAUGUGUGGACAUCCUGCACCAUCCCCGUAUUGAUAUGAGUCUGCUGAGGCUGCCAAGAGAAUGCUCUGCUCUGUUAA
Messenger RNA from Tympanuchus pallidicinctus (lesser prairie-chicken), 2470 nucleotides. RefSeq names its product protein-glucosylgalactosylhydroxylysine glucosidase (gene PGGHG). Lineage: Eukaryota; Metazoa; Chordata; Aves; Galliformes; Phasianidae. Gene Ontology annotation, biological process: carbohydrate metabolic process. The record is from RefSeq and is a predicted model, not a curated record. The transcript is spliced from 15 exons. The coding region runs from base 229 to 2343 and encodes 704 amino acids. Gene Ontology annotation, molecular function: catalytic activity.